Messenger RNA from Castor canadensis (American beaver), 1038 nucleotides. NCBI's taxonomy places the organism in Eukaryota, Metazoa, Chordata, Mammalia, Rodentia, Castoridae. The record is from RefSeq and is a predicted model, not a curated record.
AUGAGAAGUAUUCCUAGAGAGCAUACAAUUGGAUGUGUAGAUAAAUACUCCUGUAUACUUGGAAUCAAACUUUAUACAAAGGACAAGAUACACGUUGCUUUCUUUUUCAAAAGGUGCCCAAGCAAUGUAACACUACAAAAUCUAACAGUUGUCACAGAAUUCCAUCUCAUGCCACUCUUACAGGAUCAAGAACAACAGCCCACACUUUUUGGACUGUUCCUAUCCAUGUACCUGAUAACAGUAUUUGGGAACCUGCUCAUCAUCCUGGCUGUCAGUUUUGAGUCCCAUCUCCACACUCCCAUGUACUUCCUCCUUUUAAACCUGUCCUUGGAUGAUAUCUGCUUCUUCUCCACCACGGUCCCAAAGAUGAUUGUGAAUGUGCAGGCUCACAGCAGAGUCAUCUCCUAUGUGGGAUGUUUGACACAAAUGUCACUUUACAUCAUUGUUGGAAACAUGGAUGCUAUGCUUCUGGCUGUGAUGGUCUUUGACCAUUUUGUGGCCAUUUUUCCCCCUCUGCAUUACUCAGUCAUCAUGAACCUUCCCCUCUGUGUCUUCUUAGUGUUCAUAUCUUUAUUGUUUAGCCUUUUGGACUCCCAGGUGCACAAUUUCAUUGUUUUUCAAUUUUCCCACUUCAAAGCUGUGGAAAUUUCUAAUUUCUUCUGUGACCCUUCCAAACUUCUUAAUCUUGCCUGCUCUGACAAUUCCAAAAAUAAUAUAGUCAAGUAUUUGUUGUUGCCUGUCUCUGGGACCUUUUUCUCUUAUUACAAAAUAGUUUCCUCCAUUCUUAAGGUCAAAUCAAUAGGAGGGAGGUAUAAGGCCUUCUCCAUGUGUGGGUCUCACUUGACAAUAGUUUGUUUGUUUUAUGGAACAGGGCUUGGAGUGUACCUUAGUUCAGCUAUAUUACAUUCUCCCAUAAAUGGUGCCCUGGCAUCAGUGAUGUGCACAGUUGUCACCCCUAUGCUGAAUCCAUUCAUCUACAGCCUGAGGAACAGGGACAUUAAGAGGACACUGAGGAAGAUUCUCAAGAGUAUAUUCUGA